UCGAACCAGAGACCUUCUUGCUGUGAGGCCACAGCACUACCUACUGAGCCACUGCGUCGCCACCUUCGGAAUAUUAUAGUAGUGUAUUUAAUUGUAAUUAUUUACUUUAUCAAACUAUAUUAAUGGUGUGUGUGUCCUAAUUUAUUAACGGAUGCACAUUGUGGGCACCAGAGGCAUGUUAGAGAAUCUGUGCAACACUGAAUACACAAUAAUAUAUUAAGUUAUUGUAUUGUUGUUGUCUUAUUUAUUCUUUGUAUUUGAUGAUCCUGUUUCAGAAAUAUUGAUUAAAUCAACAUGAAUACAGAGGGUACUCACUCACCAUCUCAAUCAGUUCUGAACUAUUGAAGGGUUUUAUUUUUAUCCAGCAAUAGUGAGGUUACACAGACAUGUGCCAGAUUUUGUGAAUGUUUUAUACAACAUUUGUAUUAGCAAACAUAUAUCACAUUGUUUCUGUGGGUUUUUACCUCAUUUCUUCAGAGAUAGUUACUGUCAGAGCCCUGCAUUAGUGACCGUAAUGUCUUAUUUAUCUUAUAUUGUUUUUGCUGUGUUCUUGCUGGCUGAUCUGCUGCCACCUAUAGGCCAUUCUAGCCACUGCACUGCAGGAGAGUCGAUCACAGCUGAAGCCAAUCAGCUAGAGGCCUGCAGUGUGUACAGACAGCGUUCAAACGCUACUUUGGAGGACAUUGAGCAAACUUUGUAAAGCAGUUUGAUGUGGAACAUGUUUUGGAAGCAAGAAUGAAAUUCAAGCAAGUGUCCUGUGUCUAAAAACAAGACUGGAGCAGGGAAUUCAGCAGCAAUUCUCAGUUACAGUAACAGCGGAUGGUGAUUUGGAGGAGGGGGGUUCCAGUCUAAAAGAGUCCCCUCAUGGAUCAUCACUACAGCGCAGUGUCUAUGAAGAUGGUGAAGCAGAGCCAGAAAAGAGAGAGAGCAUCAUCAUCAUCAUCAUCAUCAUCAUCAUCAUCAACACUGCAGAGGAAUCCCCCAGCCUGACUGAAGCGCUGCUGCUGCUGGCUCACACUUUAUACCUGAGGCGGCUCUGAGGGGCGUGUCCCUGUGAUGUCAUCGGCUGUUCACGUAUAAGGAGCGCUGAGUGACCGGAACUAUGGCUCCUCCGGUGGAGACAGUGAUGUAAUGCUUCAUCUUCAUCUUCAUCUCCAGCUCAAGACUUUCAUUUUCCUGGAGGCUUUUUUAAAGGAGCAGCAGGGCUCUGAGGAUUGGUGUUGAAUGUGAACGGCUGGAUCUUCAGUUGGGAAUGUCGUGGGUUUGGAAAUGUGUCCCAGCACUGAUUAUCCUGGUGUUUUCACACGCUGCCAAGGACGAUGAUGUUCGAGCAGGCUGCAGCACUGCGGUUAAUGAUCUGGUCUACAUCAUGGACGGCUCCUGGAGCGUCGGCGACGUGGACUUCGAAACUGCCAAACGCUGGCUAAUCAAUGUCACCAGCGGUUUCGAUGUCAGCUCGCACUAUUCUCAAGUGGGCGUCGUUCAAUACAGCGACACCCCCAGACUGGAGAUCCCCUUGGGUCAACACAAAACAACCCAACAGCUGAUUGAAGCCAUCGAGAAGAUCAGCUAUUUAGGAGGAAACACACAAACCGGACGCGCUAUAAAGUUCGCCGUGGACCACGUUUUCCCAUCUUCACGCAGAAACGAUGUGAAGAACCGCAUCGCUGUGGUGGUGACGGAUGGAAAGUCGCAGGAUGACGUUACAGAUGCGAGUCUGGAUGCCAGGACACAGGGGAUUACAGUGUUCGCGGUGGGCGUGGGCUCAGAGAUCACCAAUUCUGAACUGGUGACCAUCGCCAACACGCCGGCGGGAGAUUACGUGCUUUUCGCUGAAGAUUACACCAACAUCGAGCGGAUUCGAGAUGCCAUGGAGCAGAAGCUGUGCGAGGAAUCGGUGUGUCCGACACGCAUCCCUGUGGCGUCCCGGGACGAGAAAGGUUUCGAACUGAUUCUGGGCAUGAAGAUCCAUCAGAAAGCCAAGAAGAUCCAGGGCUCACUGGUGUCAGAGGGGGCGUAUCUGCUGGACAAGACCACCGACAUCACUGAAAACACAAGGGACAUUUUUCCGGAAGGUCUUCCUCCGUCGUAUGUGUUUGUGUCGACACUUCGUCUGAAAGGCUCUUCGAGUACGGAGAGUUUUGACCUGUGGAGGGUGAAGUCUAAAGAUGGGCAGAUCCAGGCGGCGGUCACGCUCAGCGGACUGCAGAAAUACAUCAGCUUCACCACCACUAACACCUUUAAUCAGGAGCAGACCGUCGUUUUUGAUGCGCCAGGCAUUGAGGCUGUGUUUGACGGCAGCUGGCACCAGCUGAAGGUUUUGGUGAAGCCCAGACAGGUGAUCUGUUACCUGGAUGAUCAGGAGAUCCAGGAUGAGCCUCUGGAUCCAGUCGUGCCCAUAUUCAUCAAUGGGAAAACACAGAUCUCCAAACGCUCUGGAUCUGAUGCUUCAGUUCCUACGGAGAUUCAGAAACUGAGGCUUUACUGCGACCCACAACAAAGCGAGCGAGAGACGGCGUGUGAAAUCUACUCUGUGGAUGAUGAACGGUGUCCUCUAGACCGCGAGCCCACCUUUGAAGAAGAAUGUGAUUGUGAUGAAACCCAGCCGGGACCUCCAGGACCCCCGGGACCUCCAGGAGCACGGGGUUUUCGAGGAGAGAAAGGAAGGGAAGGACCCCCGGGCCCAGAUGGUAAGCCUGGACCCCCGGGGUUGAGAGGAGAGCCAGGUUAUGUAGGUCCACCAGGGCCGAAGGGUGACGUGGGUCUAUCAGGGCCGAGAGGUGAUCCAGGACUGCAGGGUUUCAAAGGCGAUCAGGGAGAUCAAGGGCUGCCUGGGAGACCAGGGCCGCCGGGGCCGAUGGGAGCAUCAAAGCCGAGCAUUGGUAUAGCUGGACUACCAGGAGAAAAGGGAGCGCAGGGGGGAAAAGGAGAACAAGGACCUCCUGGAAAGCCUGGUCUAAUGGGGGUCCCGGGCAUCCCAGGGAAUGAAGGACCUCCUGGACCUGCUGGAGCACAGGGAGAGAAAGGAGAUGACGGACCCCCCGGUGCUGCUGGACCUCAGGGGCCUCCUGGCAUUCGUGGACUUUCAGGUGAAGCAGGAGCGACCGGAGAGCAGGGUGCACGAGGAGCUCCAGGACCGAAAGGCUCCCCGGGACCAAGAGGAGCUCAGGGGGCGCAGGGGCCUUCAGGGACCCCUGGAGCAGACGGAGCUCGCGGCCCCAAGGGCAGUGCAGGAGAGACGGGGGGCGCAGGUGCUCCUGGAGCUGCGGGUCAGAAGGGCCAGCAGGGAGAGUCGGGAUUCCCAGGAGCUCAGGGAGCCACAGGCCUUCCUGGAUUUAAAGGACACAAGGGUGAGAGAGGAGAGUCGGGACCCAGAGGCGCUCAGGGGGAGAAGGGCACCAAAGGUUUCCCUGGAUUGCCGGGAUUUACAGGUGAAACGGGACCCAGAGGCAUUAAAGGAGAGAGAGGCUCGCCUGGUGACCCUGGGCUCAAAGGUCCAGACGGGCAGAAGGGGGACAUGGGGCACAUUGGUGUUGUCGGACCGCGUGGAUUCCCAGGUCAAGACGGUUUACCAGGACAACCAGGCAAUCCAGGCUUUCCAGGAAAACCUGGGAAGCCUCCGUCAGACGAGUACUUCAUAAAACUCUGCAGGGACGUUCUGAGAAACCAGCUCCCACAGCUCCUGCAGACCAUGAGCUCUCAGCGCUGUGAACCCUGCGAGACCAUUAAAGGACCCCCGGGACACCCUGGAGCUCCGGGUCCUAAAGGCUCCAUAGGGUCUCCUGGGUAUCCCGGCAGACACGGUGCUCAGGGCUACCCUGGGCCUCCAGGAGUGCAGGGGCCACCAGGAGUCAAAGGGGACACAGGCAUACAGGGAUUCAAGGGCAAAAAAGGAGAGAGCCGACCAGGAUACCCAGGACCUCCCGGAGACACGGGCAUCCAGGGUCCUCGCGGCAGUGAUGGCAUUGGUUUUCCGGGUCCUCCGGGAAUACCGGGUAAAUCUGGGUCUCCGGGCAUCCCAGGAAAGCAGGGUCCUCCAGGGCAGGCCGGUGUGUGUGACAUGUCCAUCUGCUACCAAUCCUAUAACCUCAGGGAGGAACGCUACAGUAAAGGGCCAGAUUUCUAACACACACACACACACACACACACACACACAGAGACAUGGGCUCAGUGUUUGGACUGCCAGAAGCGCCAAAGAAAAUCCAGAGGAAUUCAUUGACAUGAUUUGGACGUUGUCUGAGCAUUGCUAUAGUACAAUGAAGCAUUAGUGGCUCUACUGAGAUAGAAAACAGCCACUGGAGGGACAUUUGAAGACCUGCGUUUCAAUGCAUUUACACUAUUAAUGCUACAAAUACGUGCAUUUGUGAAAUGACACUGCAGAUGGAUUGUCAUGAGCAUAGUAAUUUACUUUUAUAUUUAUCUCUGUUAUAUUUAACUCACAAAACUACUUCCGCACCAUCAUAUUGGAUGCAGUAAUAACUCAUUAGUUUGGUUCUAAUGAUAAUUAAGAACAACUGUCUCUUACUUGAGGGAUAUGCAUUUAGAUUAAUGGGGAGAGCUUUCUGUUAAUGUUUGUGUUGGGCACUAAUGUCUUUACAUUUAAUUUCUGCAGUACUUUUAAGACACAAUGGCCAUCAUCAUCGUUGAUUUAUUAGCUGUACCUUAAAUAACUGGCUUAGUUAAUAAUGUUUAUUUCAUAUUAUUUCCAUACUAGCAUAACUGCUCUGUUAUUUAAACAUCCUCACCCCAUUUUUUGUUAUCCCAAUAAUGAAAGGAACAGAUUUAUAUCUACAGUAUUUAUUCCAUGUUGUAUGUGUUCAGGAGCUCUUUUCUUGUUUGGAAAUAUUCAGACAGUGUAGUGUACAUGAUAGAAAUAUGACAUAUGUGAUUAUUAUGAAGCCACGCAAAUUGGUUGUUCCCUUUUCUUUUCAGCGACAUGUUUAAUGAAGAGAGAACAGUAUUACAAAAUCUGAAAUGCUGAAUAAUAUUAUAACAUGUAGUUUUAUUCAGUCGGUGUAAAGAAAAUAUAGUUUGAAGCUCUGUAAAUCAUAACUAAGUGAUGUCAAACACCAGAGUACAAUAUUAUUUUCUACAUAAAGCUGUGUUGAUUCUGGGAGAUUGUUGAUUGCUGUAAGUCUAAUUUAUCUUUUGUUUUCUAAGAAUAAGUUUACCUAAUAAAGCCUUGCUGGUUUCAUCAUG
Molecule: messenger RNA, 5199 nt
Organism: Danio rerio (zebrafish)
Lineage: Eukaryota; Metazoa; Chordata; Actinopteri; Cypriniformes; Danionidae
Source: RefSeq, a predicted model, not a curated record